AUGCGGAAACAUUUGAUCAAAACGGGUUUGGUGACAGAAGAUGGCGAAAUCAGACCGGAAGCAGAAUAUCGCGAAAUAAAGAGCAAGGAGAGUCAAAAACGUGCGCUGUUGGAAAUCAUUGCUCACGCAAUAGUGGAACGUUCAUUAGAGGCCGAGCGUAUCCGACAGGGAAACAUACGAAGAACUUUGGAGGAUAUAUGUAAACUACAUCGUGUAAAGCGUAUCAGAUGGUCUACUCUGAAAACGUCUAUCAGAGAAGCGGCGCUUGGGCAGUUAGGUGAGAUUCUUCGCCACAAGAGAGACUGGAUCUCCGAGCGUACACUGCAGUUGUCCGCAGAGGCAAGAGAGGCGCGGCUGAUCAGUUCUCAUGAAUUUCGUAUUCUCCGUCGCCAAGCCACAAGCUCCGCCAAGACUGAUCGUAAACAAUGCUGGAAGGCGAUUGCAGACAGUAUGGAGGCUGCAACCGUCUCACCGGACUUUGAUAAGCUAUUCCGUCUAAUUCGUGUCGCAGAAGGGAAGAGGCAGACAUCGGAACCCCUGUUGCACAGCACAAAAGGCCAACUAAAUCAGGGAACUGAGCAAAAGAUGCAAAGGAAGGCUCCUGGAGAAGACGGGAUACCACCAGAGUUAUUCAAAGCUUGCUUACCAACUCUGAUUGAUCCGCUGACCUCUCUUUUCCAUACCAUUUUGGAAAGAGCAGGUUUUCAAAAAGACUGGACGGCUUCAAUUUUAGUCCCAGUUCCAAAAAAGGGUGACAUAUCAAGAUGUGAAAAUUACAAGGGUAUUAGCCUCAUUGAUAUUGCAGCCAAAUUGUUUGCAGUGAUACUGCUUGGUCAUUUUGCAGUCGAGGAACGUCAGAAACGUGCAGAAGAAAACAUAUUAAUGCAACUAGUUCCACCCACACAAGCAUCGUCAUCCAAACUCGUACCUAUUCCGGGAACAUCGACCGACAGUGGGAUGGACAAACAAAGUCAAGUUAAAGUGGCAAAAGCACGACGAUAUCAUCGAAGGCAACAAAACAAGGAACGCAAUGCAGGCCAGCCUCCUUAUCUAUUUCUGUGGGAACCGGGGAUCUAUCAACGUAAACUCGGUUCUCCACGACGUGCAAAGGAUGACCGACGUACUCGAUCCAAAACUCGUGAGGAGGGUACAAGUGAAACCAGACGGUUAUCAGGUCGACAAUCAAGUUCACGAGAAGAUCCGAAUCGCCGUACCGGUCAGAACGAAGGGCGCACUAGGUCAAAACGCAAGAAGGCUCGCGAAUACGGAGACCAUUUGGUUUAUGAUGAACCUCAGGUAAGAGUUAUUUGA
Echinostoma caproni is the source of this 1311-nucleotide messenger RNA. The record is from the annotation of a GenBank genome assembly. Lineage: Eukaryota; Metazoa; Platyhelminthes; Trematoda; Plagiorchiida; Echinostomatidae.